AUGUCCGCCGCCGCCGCCCCGUCCAACCCGCAGGAAGCACAGGAGAAGCACGACGCCGAGGCCAGCGUGAAGCGCAACCCGCACGGCGACUUUGCCCAAGUGCAGGCCUCGCGCCCGGACUGGGACGAGUCGCACACGUUCCGAUACACCAAGACGCGGAAUCCCGAGUGGACGUACGGGUCGGGAGCAGCAGACACCACCACCGCCACCACCACCACCAAUACCACAGCCAACGAGACGACGCAGAAGCAACACAUCAGCAUCGAUCCCUAUGCGCCCGGCCGCCAGCCCGUGCAGAACUACAAACUCCUCAUCAGUGGCAUCAUCCCGCGGCCCGUGGGGUUCCUGUCGACGCGGUCGGCCGACGGGUCGUCGACGAACCUGGCGCCCUUUUCGUACACGCAACUAUUCAACCACGACCCGCCCAUCUUCUGCGUCGGGUUCGCCGGCGGCUUCGACAACGCCAAGGACUCGCUGCGCAACCUGCUGGACAGCCGCGAGUGCGUCAUCAACAUCAUCUCCGAGGACUUCGUCGAGGCCGCCAACGCCUGCGCCAUCGACCUGCCCUACGGCGUGUCCGAGUGGGGCGUGUCGGGCCUGACUCCGGCCCCCUGUGACGUGGUCCAAUGCUCCCGCGUGCAGGAGAGCGUCUUCAGCGUCGAGGGCAAGUUGGUGUCAACGCAGGAGUUCGCGUCGCGGUCGCUGCAGACGCCGGGCAAAAAGACCGGCGUGCUGGCAAUCAUCGAGGGCGUGCGCUUCUGGGUCCGCGAGGACGCCAUCAACGAGGACCGCACGCUGAUCGACCCGGCCGUGCUGCGGCCCGUGGCCAGACUGGGGGGCAUCACGUACGCCAGGGUGGUGGAUGGGUUUGAGCUGACGAGGCCGGUCUUCGAGGACGAGAGGAAGCAAGGAAAGCUGGAUGAAGCGCUGCUCCGGGCAAAAGUCGACGGACAGUAA
Molecule: messenger RNA, 957 nt
Organism: Fonsecaea erecta
Lineage: Eukaryota; Fungi; Ascomycota; Eurotiomycetes; Chaetothyriales; Herpotrichiellaceae
Exons: 1
Coding region: 1-957 (318 amino acids)
Molecular function (GO): FMN binding
Source: RefSeq, a predicted model, not a curated record